AUGAGAAGUGAAGUGAACUCCAAACUUCUCGAUGUUACCCCUUCUGAUGCAACUCCCGCAGCAGACACGGAUAAUCUCCAUGAUACUUGUCCGACAGAUACAGCCCAAAAGACCGUCUUUAUCAAUGGCUUUCCAUGCAAGAAUCCAGGCAGUGUUUCGGCUUCUGAUUUUAAAUCCUCCCUGUUGAAUGAGAAGGGUGAUACAGACGAUAUUUUUCGUUCCAGCACGACUCUGGUCACAGCUGCGGAAUAUCCAGGGCUCAACACUCUCAGCUUAUCAGUUGCGAGGACUGACUUAGAAGUGGAUGGCCUGGUAAUGCCACAUGCUCAUCCGAGGGCUUCUGAGAUGCUCUUCGUUAGUACAGGUGUGGUGAUUGCAGGAUUUUUUGAUACCAAUAAUGUCAUGUUCCGGAAAGUUCUUAGAGAAGGGGAUGUAUUCGUCUUCCCAAGAGGUCUUCUGCAUUAUUGCUUGAAUAAUGGGUUUGAGGAUGCCACCGUUUUCUCGGUGCUGAAUAGCCAGAAUCCUGGGGUUGCAAGUAUUCCUGGUGCCGCCUUUGCACCUCAUGAUGCAGAAUCUAUGAAGAAAUUGAAACAGAGAUUAAUCUCUGUGUCACGAUUGGACCAUGAACGGCUCGAAAACACGACUUUCUUCUAG
Messenger RNA from Coffea arabica (coffee), 654 nucleotides. The record is from RefSeq and is a predicted model, not a curated record. NCBI's taxonomy places the organism in Eukaryota, Viridiplantae, Streptophyta, Magnoliopsida, Gentianales, Rubiaceae.